AUGGGGAAGAAAGCUAAAGUUGGAAAACAGCGAAAAGAUAAAUAUUACCAAUUAGCUAAAGAAACAGGUUAUCGUUCACGUGCUGCGUUCAAGUUAAUUCAAUUAAACAGAAAAUUUGGAUUUCUUCAGAAAUCGAGAGUAUGUAUCGAUUUAUGUGCGGCACCCGGUGGGUGGAUGCAAGUGGCCCACCAGAACAUGCCACUUUCAAGUAUUGUCAUAGGUAUUGACUUGUUUCCAAUUAAACAAAUACCUGGUUGUAUAAGUAUCACAGAGGAUAUUACAACAGAAAAAUGUAAAGCUGCAAUUAAAAAGGAAAUAAAAACUUGGAAAGCUGAUGUAGUCUUGAACGAUGGUGCUCCCAAUGUUGGCUUGAACUGGAUACAUGAUGCAUACCAACAGGCUUGCCUCACUUUAAGUGCUUUAAAAUUAGCAACAAAUUUCUUAAAGCAAGGAGGAUGGUUUGUAACAAAAGUUUUCAGAUCUAAAGACUAUCAUGCUUUACUGUGGGUUUUAAAACAGUUUUUUAAGAAAGUCCAUGCCACAAAACCGCAAGCUUCUCGUAAUGAAUCAUCUGAAAUAUUUGUUGUCUGCCAAGGAUAUAUUGCUCCUGAUAGUAUUGAUCCUAAACUUCUUGAUGCUAAGUAUGUCUUUGAGGAGUUGGAGAUGGUUAAGAAAAAUCAUAGCAGUAUUUUGCAUCCGGAGAAGCAAAAGAAAGCUAAAGCUGAGGGCUACAAAGAAAAUGAUUAUACUUUGCACCAUAAAAUAAAUGUCUCUGAUUUUAUAAGCAAAGAUGACCCAAUUGACCUACUUCAAGAGUGUUCAGAGAUUGUUAUUGACGAUGAAGAAAUAAAAAAUCAUCCCAGAACUACAAAUGAAAUCAAAGAAUGUUGUAAAGACAUUAAAGUACUGGGUAGAAAAGAUGUCAAAGCUUUAUUAAAUUGGUUAAAGCACAUGAAGGAAUUGAAAAAGAUUCAGCCAGAGCAAGAGGAAAAAGCGGAAGAAAAACAUGAAGAUGCAGAGAAAGAAGAUGAUGAAGAUAAAGACAAUGUGGAUGAGAAAAUAGCAGAAUUACAGGAUGAAGAAAAACGUCAGUUAAAACGAAAGAGAAAGCAAUUAAACAAGCAAAGACAAAAAUUAGCUGAAAAAAUGAAUUUGAAGAUGGUUUUGAAAGGUGAUGAUGGGCCUAUUAUGGAAAGCCAUGAUAUGUUUAGUUUAAAAGACAUCAAAGAUGCUAAGCAAUUAAACAUGGUGAUUGACCAACCACCAGAUUUAGUAGCAGAACAGAGCGACAAUUCAGAUGAUGAAAUGAAAGUCAAGCCAAAAUAUACUAAAUAUGAUGUAGAUUCAACUAAACUUGAUUCUUCAGGCCUGUAUUACAAAGAUUCUGAUAGUGAACUUGAAAUGGAAACGGAUUCAGAUGAUGAAGAAGAUAAGGAAUCGCUUGGCUUUUCGGAAUCAGAUGAUGAUAGUAAAAAGAUUGAUAAACUGACGAAAUUGAACACCUUACGAAACAGCCAGCUCAAAACCGUACCAGCGAGUGCUAAGAAGAAUCCACUAUUAACAGACCUAGAUGACACGGACCCAGUAUCCAGGAGAUCUAUGAAGGCUGAGCUGUGGUUCCAAAAGGACAGUUUCAAAGACAUUGACGAUGAAGAUGACGAAGGCGUUGAUUUAGAUAAAUUAGCUGCAACAUACAAGAAGAAAGGUAAAAAGGUAGCUGAGAAUGCAGUUAUUUUAUCAGACCAGAAAAACGGCGUGAAACGGAAGAAAAUUGAAUCGGAAAGUUCAGAUGAUGAAUCUGGGGAUAGUGAUUAUAAUGUGGAAGAAAAUGUGGCUCCCGAUACUCAAAAGACAGGAGCGAAAAGCACUCAAAAAGAUGGUUUUGAAGUUGUAUCACAAGACCCAGAAUUGAAAAGAUUAAAGAAAUCAAUAAAAAUGGACGCUGAGACAUUAGCUUUGGGAUCAAUGAUAGCAACGUCAAAGAAGUUCAAGCGCGAUCUUAUUGACGAUGGAUGGAAUCGAUACGCGUUCAAUGAUAAAAAUCUGCCUGAUUGGUUUGUGGAAGAUGAAAGUAAACAUAUGCGCAAGGAAGUCGCUGUUCCAGAGAAAUUUACAGAAGAAUACAAGAAUAGGCUUCAAGACAUAAAUGCACGACCAAUAAAAAAAGUGGUCGAGGCUAAAGCAAGAAAGAAGAAGCGUAUGAUCAAGAAGAUGGAACGCGCAAAGAAGAAGGUUGAAGCAGUUAUGGAGAAUGCAGAUAUGUCAGAAAGAGAAAAGGCACAACAAGUAAGACAACUGUACAAAAAAGCACAAUCUGAUGGUAAAAAGAAGGUUACAUAUGUUGUGGCUAAGAAACACACCACAGCUAAACGUAUGAAACGACCGAGCGGAGUAAAGGGUCAGUAUAAGGUAGUGGACCCGCGUAUGAAGAAAGACUUACGAGCGCAAAAGGCAAAGGAAAAAACGAAAGGCCGGGGUAAAAAAGGAAAAACGAUGAAACAAAAUAAAGCUAACAAAACAAGACCUAGCAAAAAGAAGGGAAAGAAAGCAAAAUAAAUCGUUGUGAAUUCUUAACAACAUAUUUCUAUAUGUUUAAUUUUGUAACUUAAUAAAAUGUCUAUUAACAACAAGUCCUA
Messenger RNA from Zerene cesonia (dogface butterfly), 2636 nucleotides. Its product is annotated as pre-rRNA 2'-O-ribose RNA methyltransferase FTSJ3. The coding region runs from base 1 to 2556 and encodes 851 amino acids. Lineage: Eukaryota; Metazoa; Arthropoda; Insecta; Lepidoptera; Pieridae. The transcript has 10 exons. Gene Ontology annotation, molecular function: rRNA (guanine) methyltransferase activity; rRNA (uridine-2'-O-ribose)-methyltransferase activity. Gene Ontology annotation, cellular component: nucleolus; preribosome, large subunit precursor; nucleus. The record is from RefSeq and is a predicted model, not a curated record. Gene Ontology annotation, biological process: rRNA methylation; maturation of 5.8S rRNA from tricistronic rRNA transcript (SSU-rRNA, 5.8S rRNA, LSU-rRNA); maturation of LSU-rRNA from tricistronic rRNA transcript (SSU-rRNA, 5.8S rRNA, LSU-rRNA).